This is a messenger RNA of Megalops cyprinoides (Indo-Pacific tarpon), 2992 nucleotides long. Its product is annotated as aminopeptidase N-like. Gene Ontology annotation, biological process: proteolysis; peptide catabolic process. The transcript has 20 exons. Gene Ontology annotation, molecular function: zinc ion binding; metalloaminopeptidase activity; peptide binding. Bases 1 to 2898 code for a protein of 965 amino acids. Gene Ontology annotation, cellular component: cytoplasm. The record is from RefSeq and is a predicted model, not a curated record. NCBI's taxonomy places the organism in Eukaryota, Metazoa, Chordata, Actinopteri, Elopiformes, Megalopidae.
AUGGGAAAAGGCUUUUACAUCAGCAAGAGGUUAGGGCGGAUGGCUCUCCUACUCGGUCUGGCUGCCGCGCUGACCAUCAUCGCUUUGUCGAUCGUCUACCACAAAGAGAAAGCUAAAAACGAGGCCAAACCCACAGACGGCGAGCCAGCGACCACCUUCCCCGCCCCAACCCCGUCUCCGACACCCUCCAACGAACCGUGGGACAAGUACAGGCUCCCGGACACCCUAAAGCCCCAGCGCUACAAUCUGACCCUGUGGCCGAGGCUUCAGGUGAACGAACACGGCAUGUACAUCUUCACUGGAAGCUCCAGCGUGGUCUUCACCUGUGUGAAGGACACGGACCUGAUCCUCAUUCAUUCCAACAAGCUGAACCUGACCGCCAUCGACGGCCACCACGCCAGACUGACCGGGCUCUCCGGAGCGACCGCGCCGACCAUAACGACCACCUGGCUACAGGUGGACACGCAGUUCCUUGUGGUUCAGCUUAACGGCAGACUGGCUGCUGGACGAUCCUACCAGUUGGAUACAGAGUUUCAAGGGGAGCUGGCUGAUGACCUCGGAGGCUUCUACAGGAGCGAAUAUGAGGAGGAUGGGGUUAAGAAAGUGAUUGCCACGACGCAGAUGCAGGCAACCGACGCCAGGAAAGCUUUCCCUUGCUUCGAUGAGCCGGCGAUGAAGGCCGUCUUCCACAUCACGCUGAUCCAUGAGCGUGGCACCAUGGCCCUGUCUAACGGCAUGGACAAGGGUAUGAACACAGAGCACCCCCCGGCCCCCACCUUCACCAGGACCACAUUCGAGCCAACUAAGAGAAUGUCGACCUACCUAUUGGCUUUUAUUGUUUGUGAUUUCGCCUAUAUCUCUGCUCCUAAAGGCAACGACGAUGUUUUGAUUCGAAUCUGGGCUCGUAGAAAAGCCAUUGAGCAAGGACAGGGAGGGUAUGCCCACAAUGUGACAGGACCAAUCCUGAAGUUUUACGAAAGCUACUACAAUGCCACCUACCCUCUGUCUAAAUCAGAUCAGAUUGCGCUGCCUGACUUCAACGCUGGAGCGAUGGAGAACUGGGGGCUUAUCACAUACAGAGAGACGGCCCUGCUCUACGACCCCAUCGUGGGCUCGAACGGAAACAAGGAGAGAGUCCUGACUGUCAUUUCUCACGAACUGGCCCACAUGUGGUUUGGGAACCUUGUGACACUGAGAUGGUGGAAUGACCUGUGGCUGAAUGAGGGCUUUGCCUCUUAUGUGGAGUACCUGGGCGCUGACUAUGCCGAACCAACAUGGAACUUUAAAGACAUGAUCAUCCUGAGUGAUGUUCACACGGUGUUUGGGGUCGACGCCCUGGCCUCAUCCCACCCCCUGUCCUCGAAAGAGGAGGACAUUAACAGGCCUGAGGAAAUCAGCCAGCUGUUUGACUCCAUCUCCUACAGCAAGGGGGCAGCGGUCCUGAGGAUGCUUUCCCAGUUCCUGUCAGAGCCAGUCUUCGUAAAAGGACUCAGUACGUAUCUGAAUGAAUUUGCUUACAACAACACAGUGUACACGGACCUUUGGGAUCACCUUCAGAAUGCAGUAGACAGCACCCCUGGAGUGAGUCUCCCACACAGCGUGAACGACAUCAUGAAUCGCUGGAUCCUGCAGAUGGGAUUCCCCGUGGUCACCAUCGACACUCGCACGGGACAGCUCUCCCAGCAGCACUUCCUCCUGGACCCGGACUCUGUCGUCGACAGGCCGUCCGAAUUCAAUUACGAGUGGUAUGUUCCUAUUACAUGGAUGAACUCAGCCAUGGAACAGCAACAGUAUUGGCUGCUGCAGAAAACAGAUAGCCACGAGCCAAUGCGAACGACCGGGGCUGACUGGGUUCUGGCCAACCUCAAUGUCUCUGGGUACUACAGAGUCAACUAUGACACUGACAACUGGGAACGCCUCCUCUACCAGCUGAGUGUUGACCACAAGGUCAUCCCAGUCAUCAACAGGGCCCAGCUUGUGGACGACGCUUUCAAUCUUGCAAGGGCAAAAAUUCUAAACAUAACACUAGCUCUGACAACGACCAAGUACCUCUCCCGGGAAAGGGAGUACAUGCCAUGGGAGUCAGCCAUCAACAACUUGGAUGAUUUCUUCCUGCUGUUCGAUCGCACUGAGGUCUACGGUCCAAUGCAGGUUUACCUCAAAAAACAAGUCACGCCUCUUUUGGCAUACUUCAAGGAGAUCACUUCCAACUGGACUAAAGUUCCCUCUGGACACAGCGACCAGUACAAUCAGAUCAAUGCUAUUUGGUUAGCCUGCAAAACUGGCGUGGACAGCUGCCAGACAUUGACAGCCAACUGGUUCAGGCAGUGGAUGCAGGACCCAGAUAACAAUCCGAUUCACCCCAAUUUGAAGACAACGGUGUACUGCAGCGCCAUCUCAGCUGGAGGCGCUGAAGAGUGGGACUUUGGCUGGGAAAUGUUCAAGAACGCCUCCAUUGCCUCAGAGGCAGACAAGCUGAGAUAUGCCCUGGCAUGCACCAAGCAGCCCUGGCUGUUGAACAGGUACCUGGAAUACACCUUGGAUGCAAAUAAAAUUCGAAAACAGGACGCCACCUCCACCAUUGUGUACAUCGCCAGAAAUGUGGUGGGGCAGUCUCUGGCCUGGGAUUUUGUCAGAGGAAAAUGGGAGUACUUAUUUAAACAAUAUGGAAGGGGGUCUUUCUCAUUCUCAAACCUCAUCAGUGGAGUGACCAAGAGGUUCUCAACAGAGUUUGAACUCAAACAGCUCCAGCAGUUUAAGAAGGACAAUGAGGAUAUUGGGUUUGGCUCAGGAACCCUUGCAGUGGAGCAGGCCAUCGAGAGGACAACAGCCAACAUCAAAUGGGUGUCAGAGAACAAGGAGCAAGUGCUGAACUGGUUCAUCAGCGAAUCACAAUGAAGAGCCUUCAAGACCUCAGGAAAUCACAAUGUAUGCUGGAGCAGACAUCCGCAGCAAAAAUAUACCUUGAAUUAUUUCAAUAUUAGUGGACCGA